UCAUCCGGAAUAAUUAAUAAUCGUAAAAAUUGGGCCUAUUUACGUUUAAAAGGUUUGAUCGUAAUCACCGUUUUGUUGAUCAUAAUUGGUAUUGGUUGUGCAUUGUUACGACGAUUUUUAUCAAGUUCAUCGGUUAAUAAUGAUACACAUGGUACACAUCCACAUCAUCCAUCAGUAUUAUUGGCAUUGAAACAACGGCGUCGACGAAAACAAAAUGAACAAGAUGAAAAAACAAAAAAUCUAAAUCAACAAACAACAGUGUCGGAUGAAAAAUCUAAUCAUGAAGAAUUGAUUUCUUCUAUUGAAGUUCAUAAUGAUCGUCAUGAGAACAAUCAACAACAGCAUAUAGCUGCUGAUGAUAAAAAUAAACCUGAUGAGAUUAUUCAGUUAGACCAAGAUGCUGACAAUGUUGUUGAACAGCAACAGAAUCGUAUAUGGAACAAACAUGACACUAAUGAGUCGACAAUUCGAACGAAACAACAACAAACUUUUCAUUGUUGGCCAUCACGAUCAUUGACAAACAUACCAAACCAUGAACAAACAAAUCAACCGAAAAACAACAUUGAUUCAACAUUGUCAUCGUUAUCAUUUUCAUUGUCAUCAUUGUUAGAAUCCGUAUCAACAAAACAAGACCAAACGAUUAUUGAUUCGGUUGAGCCAACAUCAGCAUUGGAAACCACAAUAAUCAUCAUAAUGAAACCGAUAAGAGAAUGUUUGGCUAUAAUCAAACGUUGCUUAAAUCGAUCAAUGAGAAAUGGAUCACAUUAUGGAGCAUACAAUUUGUCAACAACGACGACACAUGACAACUUUUCCGUUGAUUUUGAUGAUGAUGAUGAUGAUGACGGCCAACAAAUUGAAGUUUCUUGCACCGAUAACCACAAAUGGCGUAAUCAAAAUAAACGAACAUUAACCGAUUAUCGAUAUGAACAAAAACAACAACAGCAAGAGAAUGAAAAGCAAUUCACUAAUUGUAACGACAAUGACAACCAUAAUGAUUUGAACGACACCAAUAUAAUUGUAGCUGAUUCAAGUUCCAGUAGCAGUAGCAGCAGUAACAGUAAUACUAAUUCAAAUAUUAAUGGAUCGAAUCGUAAUGCAAUUGGUUUUAGUUUCAAUAAACGUAUGAUUAGAGAAGAAUCACAACGAACAACAACAAAAUUGACAAAAUUAUUGAAUCGAUUACACAUCAGACAACAACCAUCAUCAAAUCAACAUUAUCAUCAUCAUAAUCAGUAUGACCCAAAAACUUAUCGGACAACAACAACAGCAUAUUCAUUUCUACCAGCAGCCAUAAUGGCCAACAAUGUUAUGAUGACAAAUGAUAAUGUUGCUGAAACUACCAAAAAUGUUCAAUUACUUUAUGUAUCACAAAAAAAUCUAUAUUAAAUCAUAAACUGAUGAACAGU
Molecule: messenger RNA, 1406 nt
Organism: Dermatophagoides pteronyssinus (European house dust mite)
Lineage: Eukaryota; Metazoa; Arthropoda; Arachnida; Sarcoptiformes; Pyroglyphidae
Source: RefSeq, a predicted model, not a curated record